This is a messenger RNA of Choloepus didactylus (southern two-toed sloth), 465 nucleotides long. RefSeq names its product 40S ribosomal protein S20-like. Bases 103 to 465 code for a protein of 120 amino acids. Gene Ontology annotation, molecular function: structural constituent of ribosome; RNA binding. The transcript has 2 exons. NCBI's taxonomy places the organism in Eukaryota, Metazoa, Chordata, Mammalia, Pilosa, Megalonychidae. Gene Ontology annotation, cellular component: ribosome; cytosolic small ribosomal subunit. Gene Ontology annotation, biological process: translation. The record is from RefSeq and is a predicted model, not a curated record.
CGGUCACAGGGAAAAUGGAUUCAGUUUGCAUCUCUCCCUCCCUUCAACAGCUUCUCUGGGUCUCAGCAAGGAACAAGUUGGUCAGGAAGCUGUGCCGCAGCCAUGGCUUUUAAAGACACCGGAAGGACACCUUUGGAACCAGAUUGGGCGAUUCACCGCAUUAGGAUCACCCUGACAAGCUGCAAUGUGAAACAGUCUCUGAAGAAGGUGUGUGCUGACUUGAUCCAAGGUGCAAAGGAAAAGAACCUCAAGGUGAUGGGACCUGUUCGGAUGCCUACCAAGACUCUAAGAAUCACUACCAGGAAAACUUCUUGUGGUGAAGGAUCGAAGACUUGGGAUCUUUUCCAGAUGAGAAUCCACAAGCGACUCAUUGACUUGCACAGUCCUUCUGAGAUUGUUAAGCAGAUUACUUCCGUCAAUAUUGAGCCAGGUGUAGAGGUUGAAGUCAUCAUCGCAGAUGCUUAA